AAGAAUAAUAUAUCUGUCUAUAAGAAAUAAAUGUGCACAAGGCCUUUGUCUGCCCCGCGCUGUCUCUGUUAGGGAUAUUCUUCCCCCCCCGCCCCCCCGUGCUGUGUUUUUGGGAUGCGGCGAGGGCACGGGGCCCUUCCUUUCUUCCUGCCCUACAUAGCAGGGCUGGCCUGGCACUGGCUGCACUCCGGGCGGGGGGCCAGUGGCCCCAUGUCCCUGCAGGCUGCCCGCACUGUCCCCAGCCCUGCUGGCACAUGGGGGCACGUGGCAGCUGCCUGCUGCCCCAUGUCACGAGCGUGGGGGGUCUCAGCUGUGUCCCCACGUGUCACCAUCACGGGCUCUCAGCAGCCGUGUCCUCUGCUGUCAUGAGUGUGGGGGGUCUCAGCUCUAUCCCCUCAUGUCAUGAGGUGGGGAGGGGUCUCAGCUGUGUCCCCACAUGUCACAGCCGUGGGGGAGCAGGUCUCAGCCAUGCCCCUCUGUGUCACACACGUGGCAGUCUCCGCUGUGUCCCCACUUGUCACGAGUGGAGGGGAUCUCAGCUGCGUCCCCACGUGUGACGAGCACAGGGGUCUCAGCACCAAGGUCCCCACAUGUCACAAGUACGUGGGGUCUCGGCGACCCCAAAUCCCUUCCCCACCUCCUCGCUGGCAUCCCGUCCCCGUGCCUGUCCCCAAGCACUGUCAGCUCCCGUGUCCUCCCCUGCCCCUGCCACCGCCGGGGCCCCACGGCUGGCAGCGACCUCUGUCCCCGGGCAGGGCUGGCCGCGGGUGCCCACGGCAUCACGUGGAGCAGCACCAGCACAGCCACGGCCAGAGGCCGCCGGAGCCGCGCCGGGAGCAGCCACGGCAGCAAGGUACGGACAGGAGGGCUUGGGGUGGUGCUGGGAUGGCCGUGGUGGAGCUGGUGGGGAAACUGAGGCACGGGGCCCUCCCCAAGGGAUGUCAGCUUCUGCCACUGAUCCUGUAGGGACAGGGAGAGCCUCAUCUCAGUGCCAGGUGGCACUGUCUCCAUGCUCCUGACCCCAAGUCCUGGCCCUGCCUGUCCCACUGUCCCGGUCCUGUGGGUCCUAGUCCCAUAGGUCCGUGCUCCAGGUGAUUCUCUACCCCGUGUUCCAGGUAUCCAACUCCCAGGUGUCCCCCGUGUCCCUGUUCCCAUGUUCCUAGGUAUUCCUGGCCCAGGUGUCCUUCUGCCAUGUGAUCCAGGUGUCCAACUCCCAGGUGUUCCUGUCCCAACUCUCCCUGUCCCCAGGUGUCUCUGUUCCCAGUGUCCCAGCUGUCCCAAUCUCCAUGUGUCUCAGUCCUCGGUGUCCCUGUCCCCAGGUGUCACAGACCCAAGUGUCCUUGACCUGGAUGUUCCUACUCCCGUUGCCCUAUGUGUCCUUGUCUGAGGAGUCCUGACCCAGGUGUUCCAUGUGUCCCAGUCCUAGAUGUCCCAGUCCCAAGUGUCCCAACUCCCAGUGUCCCAUGUGUUCUUGUCCCAGGUGCCCUAUCCCCCAGUGUCCCUAUUCCCAACCUUCCAGGUGACCGACCUGCGAGGUGACCCAAGUGUUCCAUGUGUCCCAGCAUCAGGUGUCCCUGCCCCCCCAGUGUCCCAGUUUCCAAUCUUCCAGGUAUCCCAGUAUUAGUGUCCCAAGUGUCCCUCACCCAGGUGACCCAGGUAACCCAGGUGUCCCAACAUAGCAGGUCCAUAUCCCCCAGUGUUCCUGUUCUCGAUCUUCCAGGUGUCCCUGUCCCUAGGUGUUCCUGUUCCUAAUGUCACAGCUGCUUCUGUCUCCUGGUAUCCCAAACCCAGGUACCCCUGAACCAGGUGACGCAGACGCUCCAGCUGUCCUUGUCCCAGAUAUCCCUGCUCCCAGACUGCCAGCUGCCUCACCCAUCCCACCGGGACCCCCCAGCACCCCCACCCCCACUCCCUCAGCUUGCAGGUUGAGCGUGGGGGCCGGCCACCCCACAACCCCCCCAAAAGUGCCCCCAGAAGCGCAACCAUGUGGCUGGGUGCCCGCCUGGACGCGCUGCCCACCCCGGCGCUGACCGUCGACCGCGCCACGGCACGGCGCAACGCUGAGCGCAUGCGGGAGCGCUGCCGGACCCUGGGCGUCCGCCUGCGGCCCCACGUCAAGACCCACAAGACGCUGGAGGGCGGUUUGCUGGCCACCGGAGGCACGCGCCGCGGCAUCGCCGUCUCCACGUUGGCCGAAGCGCGUUUCUUCGCGGACGGCGGCUUCGAUGACAUCCUGCUGGCCUACCCGCUGCCCACCGCGCGUCUGGAGGAGUGCGCGGGGCUGGCGCAGCGCCUCGAUGCCUUCCACAUGCUGCUGGACCGCCCCGAGGCGCUGGCCAGCCUGCGGCAGCGGCCGCUCGCCCAUGGCAAGCGCUGGCUCGUCUGGCUGAAGCUUGACUGCGGCAACGCCAGAGCUGGCAUGCGCCCGACGGACCCCGCUGCCCUGGACCUGGCCCGGGCCAUCGCCAGCGAUGCACCUGAGGAGGUGACAUUGGUCGGGGUCUAUGCUCACUGCGGGAACACCUAUGGCUGCAGCGGGGCGGAUGCCAUCCAGGCCAUCGCCAGGGCCACCACCAACGCUGUCCUCGGCUUUGUGGCUGCGCUGCGCCAGGCCGGUGUGCCCUGUCCCCACGCCAGCAUCGGCUCCACUCCAUCCUGCAGCCACCCCGUCUCCGAGAUGUCCCAACUCACCGAGCUGCACCCGGGCAACUACAUCUUCUACGACCUGCAGCAAACGCAGCUGGGCUCCUGCCAACCCCAGGACGUGGCCAUCCGCGUCCUCACGCGGGUCAUCGGGCACUACCCGCACCGGGGCCAGCUGCUGGUGGACUGCGGCUGGGCAGCGCUCAGCCUGCACGGGGCGGGACGGGGCCCCCAGGGCUGUGCCGCCAUCGAGGGGCACCCUGAGCUGCGGUUGGCGGGGCUGACGCAAGAGCACGGGCUGCUGGAGCACGCCGGCGGGAGGAUGGAUUUUGGGCAGUUCCCGGUGGGCAGCGUGCUGGCGCUCAUCCCGUACCACGCGUGCGCCACGGCGGCCAUGCACCCCGUGUACUACGUGCACGAGGAGGGGCAGGUGGUGGCCCUAUGGCACCCGGUGCGCGGCUGGUAGGGCCCCAUCCCGCUGCCCAUUACGAGGUCCUGUGCCCACCGUGAGGUCCUAUACCCAUAACGAGGUCCUGUGCCCACCGUGAGGUCCUACACCUACACCGAGAUCCUGCAGCCACAUCGAGAUCUUGCAACCCUGCUGAGAUCCUUGUGCCCAUCACGAGAUCCUGCAGCCAUGCCGAGGUCCUAUGAGCAUCACGAGGUCGUGAAGCCGUGAUGGGACCCUACACCUGCCCUGAGAUCCUAUGCCUACGUCAAGAUCCUGAGACCACACUGAGAUCCUAUGAGCCUAGUGAUGUCCUGCAUCCAUGCUGAGACCCUAUGCCCAUCCAAAGGUCCUACACCUUCACCAAGAUCCUACACUCAUGCUGAGAUUCUACACCUACACCAAGAUCAUGGCGGCAUAGAAUGGCUUGGGUUGGAAGGGACCUCAAGGAUCUUCAAGUUCCAACUCCCCUGCCACAGACAGGGCCACCAACCUCCACAUCUAAUACCAGACCAAGCUGCCCAGGGCCCUAUCCAGCCUGGUCUUGAACACCUCCACGGAUGGAGCAUCCACAACCUCUCUGGGCAGCCUGUGCCAGCACCUCAAGAUCCUACACCCAUGUUGAGAUCCCACACCCACGCUGAGAUCCUGUACCCAUUACAAGGUCCUGCAUCCACGCUGAGAGCCUCCAUACGUAAUGAGAUCCUAUCCCCACUGUGAAGUCCUGCAACCGUGCUGACAUCCUAUAUCUACACCAAGAUCCUGCAACCACGCUGAGAUCCUAUACCCAUAAUGAUCAUGCAUCCCUGCUGAGAUCCUACAACCACACUGAGAUCCUGCACCUCUGUCAAGAUCCUGCACUCACGCUGAGAUCCUGUGACUGUAACCAAGCCCUGCAUCCGUGCUGAGAUCCUACACCCAUCCCAAGGUCCUACACCCAUACCACAACCCUCUACUCCCACUGAGAUCCUACAGCCAUGCUGAGAUCCUGUGCCGACACCAAGGUCCUGCACCCACGCUGAGCUCCUACACCCCCGCCGAGACCCUAUAUUCACCCUGAUGUUCUGCACCCACCUCCCCAGGAGGGCUCAAUAAAGUCGCUUUUCCCAUUUCCA
Molecule: messenger RNA, 4206 nt
Organism: Numida meleagris (helmeted guineafowl)
Lineage: Eukaryota; Metazoa; Chordata; Aves; Galliformes; Numididae
Product: D-threo-3-hydroxyaspartate dehydratase-like
Exons: 7
Coding region: 1985-3109 (374 amino acids)
Biological process (GO): D-serine catabolic process
Molecular function (GO): D-serine ammonia-lyase activity
Source: RefSeq, a predicted model, not a curated record